Messenger RNA from Filobasidium floriforme, 607 nucleotides. RefSeq lists its product as uncharacterized. The record is from RefSeq and is a predicted model, not a curated record. The annotation marks the transcript as partial. The transcript is spliced from 2 exons. Lineage: Eukaryota; Fungi; Basidiomycota; Tremellomycetes; Filobasidiales; Filobasidiaceae.
GUAUGACACCUGGAUCAGUCAGUUUCAACUUGACCUUGGGUAUCUUUGACGAGGCAAAGGUGGAAAGGAAAGAGGUGGAGGUGGCAGUCACUUACGAUCAUGAAGCUCUUUUUUGGGAUACUUCGAGGGUGCCUAAACCCGCGCGACUGUUCACCUGCAUCAGCGUAGAGAGUAUCCCUCAUGGAGGCAACACGUCUGACCUGGUCUGGCUCCUGGAUGCCAAGCAGACGUGGCUCGGCGAGAAGAAAGGCGAAAAAGAAGCGCUCUAUGCGGUCAAUAAGGUUCUUGCUUAUGGCGAUCCUGAAGAACUCUGUAGCGUUUACGGCGACAAGGCUACGUGCGAAGAGGAACUAGGCGAUACCAAACCUGGAAAGACGAAAUCAAUCGAUUGUGGCUUCUGGGACGGUCUCCUUGCUUUCGUGGGUAUCAAAAAGAACGUCAAGGCAGAGCGUCCAGAAGGUCUGCCCUCCCGGUCUUAUCCUGCAAGAGCGAUAGCUUUCGUAGGUCCAACUAUGCAGGAGGUUCAGGCGUACAACAUGAGAGGAUAGUGCUCCUGUGGUGUACGUUUCCGUUUGUAGUGGCAUGCAUCCUAUGUCCAUUUGGCUGC